Molecule: messenger RNA, 3438 nt
Organism: Calidris pugnax (ruff)
Lineage: Eukaryota; Metazoa; Chordata; Aves; Charadriiformes; Scolopacidae
Gene: PKP3
Product: plakophilin 3
Exons: 13
Coding region: 9-2498 (829 amino acids)
Biological process (GO): cell-cell adhesion; cell-cell junction assembly
Cellular component (GO): cytoplasm; nucleus; adherens junction
Molecular function (GO): cadherin binding
Source: RefSeq, a predicted model, not a curated record
GCCCCGCCAUGGCUGCUGCCACCAUGCAGGAGAAUAACACUUUCUUGCUGUCGGCCCUGCAGCCCGAGGCCGGCGUCUGCUCGCUGGCCUUGCCCUCGGACCGGCAGCUGGACGGCAGGGGCCGAGAGGCGGAGGAGGCCCAGCGGCUGCGCAGCGCCCGCGUCCAGGAGCAGGUCCGCAUCCGCAUGAUGCUGCGGGGGCAGGCGGCCGCCCGCCCCGAGCCCCCCGACAUCGCCGACGGCAGAGGCAGUCAGUACGGCACCACCCUGCACUCCUCCUUCAGCUCCCGCUCCCAGAGCAAUGGCUUGGAUGCCAAAGCCUCGCUCUACCAGCCGCUGGCCAAGAAGGAUUUUGGCACGCUGAAGGGCAGCAGCUGGUCCUCGCGCUCGGCGGUGGACCUCACCCCGCACAAGCGGAUGGCGACCAUCAGUAACGGGGGCCUGGCGAAGGGCCGGGGCUACGGCACCGGAUACGCCAUGUCGCAGGUGGCCAACACCUCGCCGCGGCCCAACUCCUUCCACGAGCGCAACUACCGCUCCCGGCAGAACUUCGACACCCUCUCGCUGCGCUCCCUGCGGCUGACCGACGGGCCGCUCCCACCCACCGCCAUGGCCGACGACCGCUACAGCGUCAUCUCGGAACAGCUGGACCCCGUGGGGCACCGUCCCCUCUACAAAAGCCAAGGCAACGGCGGCUUCGCUCGCUCCUACACGUUUGAGAGGCAGAUGAGCGCUGGCUCGGCCACCAAGGCCGCCUCCGAGUGGCUGGAGGGGGGCGAGGUGACCCAGAGCCGCACCAUCCGGGCUCCUGCCAUGCGCACCCUCCAGCGCUUCCAGAGCAACAACCGCUCCCGGCUGAGCACCGGCUCCUUCGGCGGCGUCCCGGUGGCCUCGCAGGUGGGCGUGGGGGGCUCCUACCUGGGGAUGGUGGAGCACAGCUCCCGCGCCCCCUCUGUGCGCAGCCUGGCCGAGUCCAGCCACCACCUGCAGGACCAGCGCUCCAUGGAGAUGUACAACGGGCACAGCACGCUGCUCAGCCACCAGUCGGGGGGGUUUGAUGACAUCGACCUGCCCUCUGCAGUGAAAUACCUGAUAGCCAGCGACCCCAACCUGCAGGUCCUGGGUGCUGCCUACCUCCAGCACAAGUGCUACAGCGACAGCAACGCCAAGAAGCAGGCCCGCAGCCUCCAGGCCAUGCCCAAGCUGGUGAAGCUGUUCAACAGCCCCAACCAGGAGGUGCAGCGCCAUGCCACCGGCGCCAUGCGCAACCUCAUCUAUGACAACGUGGAGAACAAGCUGGCGCUGGUGGAGGAGAACGGCAUCUACGAGCUCAUGCGGACGCUGCGGGAACCCGAUGACGAGCUCCGCAAGAAUGUCACAGGGAUCCUGUGGAACCUCUCCUCUAGUGACAACCUGAAGGAUCGCCUGGCCCGGGACACACUGGAGCAGCUCACAGACCUGGUCCUGGUCCCCCUCUCCGGGCUGGGGGGCUCGGGUGUCAUCCAGCAGAACCCCUCAGAGGCAGAGAUCUUCUACAACUCCACAGGAUUCCUCAGGAACCUGAGCUCUGCCAGCCAGCAGACCCGGCAGAAGAUGCGCGAGUGCCAUGGACUGGUGGACUCCAUGAUCCACUACGUCAACAGCUCCCUGGAAGUGGGCAAGUCCGAGGACAAGAGUGUGGAGAACGCCGUCUGUGUCCUGCGCAACCUCUCCUACCGCCUGUACGACGAAAUGCCCCCCUCCUCCCUCCAGCGCCUGGAAGGCCACAGGAGGAACAACAGCAGCACAGUGACGGGGGAGCUGGUGGGCUGCUUCAGCCCCCAGAGCAAGAAAGCACGAGAGCACUACAUGAACGCAGACAUCGUCACCUUCACGGAGGUCUCCAAGGACCCCAAGGGCAUGGAGUGGCUCUGGAACCCACAGAUCGUGGGCAUCUACAACCGGCUGCUGCAGCGCUGCGAGCUCAACAAGCACACGACAGAGGCAGCCUCGGGCGCCCUGCAGAACAUCACCGCCGGGGACCGCAGGUGGGCGGGCGUGCUGAGCCGGCUGGCCCUGGAGCAGGAGCGCAUCCUCAACCCCGUGCUGGACCGCGUCCGCACCGCUGACCACCACCAGCUGCGCUCCCUCACCGGGCUCAUCCGCAACCUCUCCCGCCAUGCCCGCAACAAGGACGAGAUGUCAACCAAGGUGGUCAGCCACUUGAUCGAGAAGCUGCCGGGGAGUGUCGGGGACAAGUCACCACCUGCUGACGUCAUCGUGAACAUCAUCGCAGUCCUCAACAACCUGGUGGUGGAGAGCCCUAUGGCCGCCCGCGACAUUGUCUACUUUGAUGGCCUCAGGAAGCUCUUCUACAUCAAGAAGAGAAGGGACAGCUCGGACAACGAGAAGUCCUCCAGAGCGGCAGCCAGCCUCCUGGGCAACAUGUGGCAAUACAACAAGCUCCACCGGGACUUCAAGAUGAAGGGGUACCGGAAGGAGGACUUCCUCAGCCUGUGAGGACAUCCCUGGGCGACGGACUGCCCGGCCCUGCCUCUCCCCGCCGGGAUGCCCCCUGGCUGCCGGCCCUGCCCUGGGGAUGCUGCUCCGUAGCGUAGUCCCCCCUGUGUCUCUCCUGCCCCCCUCUGCCACCUCCCCCUGCCCCGGGCUGGGGGACGCUUGUCCUCCCUCCUGCCGCAGCCUUGAACCCAGCGUCUGCUUUUGGCUCUGCUGCAGGGACUCCAAGUAGUAGGGGGCUGCGGGUGCUCAGCCCCCGGGGACGCUUCCCGCUCCUGGGGAGCUGCUGCGAAGCUCGGCCUGUCCCAGGGCUUGGCAGAGGGGCAGGAGCCUCCUGCAGAGCAAUGCUGGUGGGGAGGGGGGCUUCUGGGAGCACCCGAUCCCGGCUCCCCCGAGUCACAGCACCCCGGGGGCUGGGAGGGGGCCGGUGUGGGGCUCACGGUGGGUUACACACGCUCUGCCCGGGCUGGGUGGGGAUGGGGCUUUGCAGAGCUCGGUGGGGGUGGAGGGGCUGUGGGAGGUCUGAGGUGGCUUCCCACAUUUUUAUGGGGUGGCCCCGCGGCCCUGAGGAGCUGGGAAGCGGCAUUGGUGACGUGGUGCCAAGUCCCCCCUUUGUCAGGGGUGGGUGGGGUGUCUCUGAGACUGCCCCUGCCCUCUCUGCCAGCAGCUGGGGGGUGUCUGAGCCCCUCUGUCCCCAUCCCUACACCCAGCAGGGACUGUCCCUGUGCGGGCAGAGCUGCUCCUGCGUCUCCUUGCCGUGGGCUCUGCUGAGGGCUGGGCCUGGCCGGUGCUGCGCCAGCGGGAUUUGGGCAGGGCCAGGUGGCCGGUGUCUGCCAGGCAGCAUCUGCCCACGGGUGGGGAGAUGCCCUGGGUGCCCGGUGCAGUGGGGUGGCGGGUCCAAAGCUCUCCCUGCCAUGGCAGCGGGGGCCAGGCCAGGGCGCAC